Molecule: messenger RNA, 771 nt
Organism: Vombatus ursinus (common wombat)
Lineage: Eukaryota; Metazoa; Chordata; Mammalia; Diprotodontia; Vombatidae
Gene: MYF5
Product: myogenic factor 5
Exons: 3
Coding region: 1-771 (256 amino acids)
Biological process (GO): regulation of transcription by RNA polymerase II; positive regulation of myoblast differentiation; muscle organ development
Molecular function (GO): protein dimerization activity; DNA-binding transcription factor activity, RNA polymerase II-specific; RNA polymerase II cis-regulatory region sequence-specific DNA binding
Source: RefSeq, a predicted model, not a curated record
AUGGAAAUGAUGGAGAGCUGCCAGUUCUCCCCAUCCGAAUUCUUCUACGACAGCUCCUGCAUCCCUUCUCCAGAGGGGGACUUUGGGGACGAGUUUGAACCUAGAAUGACCUCUUUUGGAGCCCACAAAACAGACCUGCAAGGCUCAGACGAAGAGGAGCAUGUGCGAGCCCCAACGGGUCACCACCAAGCGGGCCACUGCCUCAUGUGGGCUUGCAAAGCCUGCAAGAGGAAGGCCACCACCAUGGACAGGCGGAAGGCGGCCACCAUGCGUGAAAGGCGGAGGCUGAAGAAGGUGAACCAGGCUUUUGAGACGCUUAAGAGGUGCACUACGGCCAAUCCUAACCAGAGGCUCCCCAAAGUGGAGAUUCUCAGAAAUGCCAUCAGAUACAUUGAGAGUCUCCAAGAGUUGCUGAGGGAACAGGUCGAAAACUAUUACACUCUACCGGGACAGAGCUGCUCUGAACCCACCAGCCCCACCUCCAACUGUUCCGAUGGGAUGGCUGAGUGCAACAGCCCCGUGUGGUCCAGAAGAAACAGCAGUUUUGACAGUGUCUACUGCCCCGAUAUGACAAAUGUUUCCUCCACUGACAAAAAUUCCACAUUAUCCAGUUUGGAUUGUUUAUCCAGCAUAGUGGAUCGGAUCUCAUCCUCUGACCAACCUGUGUUGACUCUGCAAGACCCUGCUUCUCUCUCUCCAAUUGCCAGCACUGACUCUCAGCCAGAAACACCAGGGGCCCCUAAUUCCAGGCUCAUCUAUCAUGUGCUAUGA